AAUCAGCAACUCUUCUUGUGCAGUCAAAUACUGUAGGGCCGCCCGUGGUGGAUCAAAUCUGUCCCGCACGUUUUUCCGAUGAUUUCAGUGAAGAUGUUGCUCCCUGCGCUGCUGGUGGUGGUGGCCGCUGCAGGACCUGCUUUGGGCAGCCCUGAGCAGGUGACCUACGGCAUCUACAGGAGGGAGGGCAGGGAAGAGCCUGCGUCGAGCUACGCUUCUCCUCCGGUCAUGUACGGCUCUCCGGAGCCAACUGCUGUUUCCCAGCCCUCCUACGGCUCCCCUGAGAAAUCCUAUGGGCCUCCACCAAAGUCCUAUAAAAUGCCCGCCCCGAUGAUGUAUGCGUACAUUCCUCAUCCAAUGCCAAUGGAAGAAGAAAAGGAAGAGGAGAAGAAAGAAAAAGAGAAGAAGAAAAAGCCGGAAACUAAAGAAGAAAAGAAAUGCGCAGUCAGACUCGUUUUGCCGCCGCUGAUCAUCAUUACGAUCUUCAUCGGGUGUAUUUUAAUACAACUUGUGGUACCGGAUCUCGUGGCGGCGGUCUUGGCCCCGGUGGUGAACCCGCUGGUGGCUGUGAUCCAGGCAAUCACUGCCCAGACGCCCGUCACUGUCAUACGCGGAGCAAGAGCAAUGCCGGGCAAUGACGUGUCCGAUCCUGCACUGCAAGCAUUCGAUUCGCUUUUACAACUGACGGGACGGGUUACGGCCGCCCUGUCGCCUGAAGGCUGCUUGGCGACCCUGCUGUGUGACGCCACAGAUGCCGUCCCGCAUCCUGACUUGUCGUCCAGACUGCUGAAGUACGCGCUGCCUACUCGCUACCACAGCUACGUGAACAUCCUUACAAGAGGAAAAGAGAACUGCAAGAAACAAUUCCCUUGCAAUGUCCAGCCACAUCACACAAACCUUCUAUAGAGUGAACUGCAUCAACCAAAUCCAAACUCUUAUACUCGUCGGGACCCAUUGACCCUCCAGCAAGAAGUCCGUACCCAUGUAAUUCAACUUUACUUUGGCAAUUUUUUUUUGGUAUGCAUUGAAAUCGUUAAGCAGUGUUACCGUUUCUGUGCCGUUUACAGAAUUUCGACUUUUGAUUAGAACAAAAAAUGUAGAAUACGUGGUUUCAGAUUAAUAGCGGGAAACCUGUUCGAUUAAACGACUGUACUAACAACGAUCAUCAGCUUUUCAGAUUAUACCAAAGACAAUUAUUCCCCGAAACAAUAUAUAUAGUCUUAUCAGGAUGAUUGCAGACUUGAUCUUUCUUUGAAUUUGACAGUUCAUGUUGAACUUCCACCGUUUCUAAUUUUAUUUGGACUAAACAAGAUAUUUUAAUAAUUUAUUUUAAAGUAGUAUUUAGCAUAAGGCUUGUAUUUAAGAUAAUUUAUUUAUAACUGAACCACAUUUGCCGGGUUUGCUGAGAGUGGAAAUUUCACAGAGUUUGAGGAUCUGUACUUGCAACAUCUAAGCUACAGAACCAAAAAAUAUCGCGGAUGUUAACUAAACUGACACUGAAUUAGAAUGCUAUCAAUAUUAUAUUGACGGGAUGUCGUGCAUGCACGCUCUAAUAAUUUCCGCAGUCAACUUAAAAAUCGCUAAUUGUAAAAUUUAAUUCGGUUUACAUCCCGCAGCCUCCAUUUGUUUCCUGUGAAGCCCAAAAAUAUUUGACCAGAUUACCUGCUUAAUUAAACAUUUUCAAAUUAAGAUCGUUGAUCAAUGGUUAAUUAUACGGAUAUUAUAAUAGGCCAUCUUUGACUCAAAAGCAAACAGCAGAAUGAGUUUUGUACCUAAAUUUCAAUUGUUUGAUUAAUUUAAGAUAUCAAAAUGUGGUGCUAAUGAGCUCUAAUGCUCAAAAUGUUCAGCUGAUCAAUAAUAGCAUAAUUACAAAUUAGAAACACCUAUUUUUUUCUGUUAAAUUUUACAUGAUUAUUGGCGAUGAUACCUUGAAUGGUUAUGAAUGUUUGUGUCUUCAGACUUGGGCAUUGAAAACAAUGAUAGCUCAUUCGAGGGCUGUAUCUAGCUACUUCUUUACUGCCAUUUUUUUAAAAAUGCUACAUAUUUAUUGAAUAACUAUCUUCAUCCGAUCACCGUAAUUUUUUUUACUUUGCUCAUAAUAUUAUUCUCAUCCAUACCAAAUGUAUCCGUCAUUUACCUGAAUAUUUUGUCAGAGAUGUAACUGCAGGUUUUUUUAGGGGACGUGUAUUUUUUUAGCAGUAUAGAAGGCUCGAUCAUAACAACAGAAAAAGAGUAAGUAAGUAAGUAAGAUAUUGAAAAACAAUAAAUUUCACCAAGU
Molecule: messenger RNA, 2278 nt
Organism: Hyalella azteca
Lineage: Eukaryota; Metazoa; Arthropoda; Malacostraca; Amphipoda; Hyalellidae
Exons: 6
Coding region: 79-906 (275 amino acids)
Source: RefSeq, a predicted model, not a curated record